CUAUGUGAAAUUGAAUCAUAUAUACUCAUGGCACUUGCUCGAAGGCGAGGACGCUCCAUCGCGGACGGUCCGCUCCAUCUGAAAGCGCUGAUAACUUUAUUUUUCUGUGCACUUUCCUAUACAAUGUGCCGGCCUUUGGAUGAAUCUAGAGCCGCAAUAACCAGACAGUAUUUUGAUAUCAAUCCAGACGGAUCAUAUGUAUACGCUUUUCAAACGGAAAAUCAAAUAUUCGCUGAGGAACAAGGGUAUUUGAAGGAAGGAAAAUAUCAAGUUAAAGAAGGCCAAUAUCAGUAUACAGCACCCGAUGGACAAAUAAUCAGACUGGUGUAUACUGCUGAUGAGAAUGGAUUUCAUCCACAAGGAGCACAUCUUCCAGUAGGAUAGCAUACUAAACAAUCUCUCCAAUGAAAUUAAAAUGUGAUAUUAGAUAUGUAUAUUGUUCACCUCAUUUCCAUCAAAAAGACAUUAAAAAUAAAACUA
Sitophilus oryzae (rice weevil) is the source of this 480-nucleotide messenger RNA. RefSeq names its product endocuticle structural glycoprotein SgAbd-2-like. The record is from RefSeq and is a predicted model, not a curated record. Gene Ontology annotation, molecular function: structural constituent of chitin-based larval cuticle. Bases 28 to 384 code for a protein of 118 amino acids. The transcript has 3 exons. NCBI's taxonomy places the organism in Eukaryota, Metazoa, Arthropoda, Insecta, Coleoptera, Curculionidae. Gene Ontology annotation, cellular component: chitin-based extracellular matrix.